Molecule: messenger RNA, 3284 nt
Organism: Cynoglossus semilaevis (tongue sole)
Lineage: Eukaryota; Metazoa; Chordata; Actinopteri; Pleuronectiformes; Cynoglossidae
Gene: skap1
Product: src kinase associated phosphoprotein 1
Exons: 13
Coding region: 185-1285 (366 amino acids)
Cellular component (GO): cytoplasm; plasma membrane
Molecular function (GO): protein binding
Source: RefSeq, a predicted model, not a curated record
AAGUUAGUUCAAAAUGGUGCAGGUGGUUUGAUGCUAUAGCUCUUUGUGUGCAUGCCAAGAAUUUGUUUCUGUUUUAAGAGCUGAAGCUUUGCCUAAGGCUGGAUAUGCAUUAGUUAUCUUUAUUUUUUAAAAAACACAAAGAAAAUCGUAUGCUUUUAAAGUGCAAAAUAAAAAAAAUACAGUGAUGGGAUCAAUCUCACCAGAUAUAAAGCGACUUUUGAAAGAUUGUUUGCUGUAUGUAUCGGACAUCCUUAGCGAUGAGAAUCUAAGUGAAGAUGCUGAAGAGAUGCGGGAAGUCAUAUUGAACAAUUUCAGGGUUGUUCUUUCAAAAUAUCCUGAGGAUAUACCCCUUCCAUUGGACUUCAGGGAAGACGAUGGUUCUGAUGACAACCGCAGCUCCAGUCUGGGUCGCUCUGCCCCAUCAGACGAUGCCUCAGGAGCCUCCGACUACCAGGAUGAUGGAGGCCCAGAGAGCGCGGAAGACAACCCCCUUGUGGCCGCCCAGGACCUCCACCCCGUCCUGAAGCAAGGAUACUUAGAGAAGAAACGAAAAGACCACAGCUUCUUCAGCUCAGAGUGGCAAAAACGAUGGUGCGUCAUCAGCAACUCAGUAUUCUACUACUAUGGCAGUGAAAAAGAUAAGCAGCAGAAGGGUUCCUUCUAUAUCACCGAGUACAGUGUACAGAUGGUGACCAACGCGAGACGAGACUCAAAGAAAAAUGCCUGUUUUGAGCUUGCCGCGCCAGGACGACGGACUUUCCAGUUCACUGCCAGCAGCCCUCAGGAGGCCAGAGAAUGGGUUGACCAAAUCAAUUUCCUACUUAAAGAUCUCAGCUCCAACUCAAUACCCUGUGAGGAUGAGGAGGAGGACUACAGGGAGAGGGAGGAGAAUGAGGGGACAUACGAUGACAUUGAAGGGGUGACCGGCCUUCCUCCGCCCAGGCCCGAAGCUGCCCUGGCCCCUCUGAGACACGGAGGACGGCGAGAUGAGGGGGAGGACCAGGAGGAGGAUGAAGAUAUCUAUGAAGUGGUUCCAGAUGAAGAUUUGUCCUUUCAGAAGGAUGAUGACGGUGAUGAGAAGAACAACAAACCAGAUUACGGCAACUACUACCAGGGUUUAUGGGAUUGUCGAGCUGACGAGCCAGAUGAGCUGUCCUUCCACAGAGGAGAUCUCAUUUACAUCAUUAGCAAGGAGUACAACAUUUACGGCUGGUGGGUGGGCGAGCUGAACGGCACCAUGGGCAUCGUCCCCAAGGACUUCCUGCACCCUGCUUACAUCCUCUGAGCACCAACAGAAACCUGCAGCAGCUGCUGACAAAACCAGACACCAGUUUCCAUAAGUGUAAAUUUAAAAAAUAAAGUCAAACACAUUUCUCUAAAUCCAGCCACAGAUUUAGAGAAAUGUGUUUGACUUUAUUUUUUAAAUUGUUGUGAUUUUAUCAAUUCAUGGUUCUUGUGAUAAAUCUGUGCACCAUAAAAUAUUAUAAAGCAGAGGUCUCCAACCUUUUUUCCUCUGAGAGCUACCUUUACAAAAUUAAAAUGGAGUUUUGGGAUUCAUUUUUAUUGAAGAAUAUAAUAAUAAUAAUAAUAAUAAUAAUAAUAAUAAUAAUAAUAAUAAUAAUAAUAAUAAUUGGCAUUGUUGCAGUCCACAAAGAACUUCCAGGUAAUGAAGGCCCAGCAUUGUUCCUCCAUUUUGCUCCUGUGGGCAAUGUGUGUGUAGAUGAUAUUAUAUUUUGGUUUAGUUUAAUUAUUUGGGUUUUUUUUAUAUAGAUAUGAUACUUUUAGCAUUUGGUUGAACAGAUGGAUUGAUAUCUUGUUUCUAAAAGAUUUUAUUUUUUGGGAUCCAGUUGUGUGGAAAAAUAAAACGACAGUAAAAGAAAAUAUCAAAAAUUCAUCAGAUGUGUCACAUUUGGCUCAAUUCUUUGAUUUUUAAUAAUUUAUGAGUGACUUAAUGUAGUGUGCCUUGAUCUAAUGAUAACAGAGUUAGUCUUCUAAAUGAAAAAUCGUAGGUUUAAAUGUUGUCUCUUGUGUAUUUUUAAAUGUUGACCAAAUUAGAUUUAUUUUAUUUUUCUGCACAAUGUCGCCGCCUGUUGGGCUUAGUGAGCACAACUGACUGCACUUUACACGUGUAUUAUCAUUAUAAGUAUCAUUAUUUAUCAUUAUUUUAAUUUUUUUAUUUGAUUUUUGAAAGAUAUCUAUUUCAUUCAUUUUCCACAUGGACAGUUUAGCGUAGGAACACAUUUUAUGAUGAAAUCUUGUCAAGCAAUGCGGUCAGUUGUUCGGCUUAGCUCCGCCAACAACAAGAUCCGGCCAAUAGGUUGUCUGCACGUCACGCCCUUACGUCACGGGAACUUGUUGAUAAGUGCAAUUGCUCUUCUCAGACAACAGAGGGCAAUAGCACUCAUCAACAGGUUCCCGCUGAAACGUUGACGUCAAUGUUUAGGCGGGAACUUGUUGAUGAGUGCAAUUGCUCUUUUUAGACAAUAGAGGGCGUGACGUACAGACAACCUAUUGGCCGGACCUUGUUGUUGGCGGAGCUAAACCGAACAACCGACCACAUUACUUGACAAGAUUUCAUCAUAAAAUAUGUCCUUACGCUUAACCGCCCAUGUUGAACAUGAAUAAAAUAAAUAUUUUUCGGUGGAAGAAAACCAAAUUAAAACAUGAAAAUAAUGAUAAAUAAUGUGAUUACUUAUUCAAAUAGGUUUAUAUCUCAAUAUUAUAAUAAUAAAUAAUAAUAGUAUAUACUUUUACUACUGUUUAAAAUCGAUGUAACUAAAGCUAAGUUCGGUACCACACAUUUAUGUCUUUUGACGUUUGUAGACUUGUAGAGUAAAAAAACAAAACAAACAAUAACAGCAUAUUUGUUCAUUUUUCAGCAAUCCACAAGACACUAUUUAAACCAGCAAUUACUAAAUCAAGGACCACUACAUCAGUCACUUACGAACUAUCAAAAAUCAAUAAAAAGAGCAAAAUUGGACACUUAAGACUUUGAUACUUUGUUAUGUCAUUUUAAAAUGUGUUAGAAACAAAAAAUCGUCAAAAACAAGAAACUAAAUAUGGACCGAUCUAUAUAUUGUUCACCAAAAAUUCUAUAAAUACACUAUUAAAAAUCUUUUUUUUUUUUUUUUCUGGAUUAAAAAUUACAAGACAAACAGAGACAAAUCUUUUGAAAUAGAAUUUUAUUUUUGGGGGGUGUUGACGCAUUCUGAAUAUUCAGAUUUGGUGGAUAUGUCUCUAAAUGUAGCUUAAUAGUAUAAUGAGAAAAAUGUAUAACUGAAAAA